AUGGCCCCCUCGAGGCCGAUAGUCCUUCGUUUCGAGAGCCGUAAUGGCCAGUUCAGGUUAACGGUCAACCCAUCAGAGCUGUUUACCGAGCUUAGUGCAAAGAUCGCCGAGCAUCUUCCCGAAAACACAGACCCCAACUCGAUCGUUUUAUCGAAUAAACCCAUCGGUGUCGGUGGUCAGGAGCGCUUAUUAAGUAGUCUGGAUGGCGUCUCAAUAGAGAGAGUUGGGUUGUCUCACGGAGACAAACUAUUUCUAGGAUAUCAGGAGAAGUCUGCACUUUCGAACGGUGCAGCACGCGCACGACCUCCUGCUGGAGUCACGACCGAAUCGCGACGCCUCAACGGAGCUGCCGUACCUCAACAACCUACAAUUUCUCUACCCCCACGACCGACCUCGCCAUCUGCCAUUAUUCAGAAUCCAUGGGAAGUCGUCGAGCAGUCCGCCCUUGACAACGCUUUGGAUAAGAAAGAUGGAAAAAUUCCACGACCUCGAGAUAUCAAGAUGUGCAGACAUGGACCCAAGGGUAUGUGCGACUACUGCAUGCCGCUGGAACCCUAUGCUCCGGAAUAUCUGGCCGAGAAGAAGAUCAAACACCUCUCCUUUCACUCGUAUCUGCGGAAGAUCAACUCAUCGACGAAUAAACCGGAAUUGAAGAGCUCGUACAUGCCGCCGCUGAGUGAACCAUAUUAUCGUGUCAAGAAAGACUGCCCAUCUGGACAUCCACAGUGGCCCGAGGGUAUAUGUACGAAAUGUCAGCCAAGUGCCAUCACCUUGAAACCGCAGGAAUUUCGCAUGGUAGAUCACGUGGAAUUUUCGUCACCGAGUUUGAUCAACGGACUACUAGACUUUUGGCGCAAAUCUGGUGCCCAGCGACUGGGUUAUUUAUACGGCACCUACGAGGAAUACACAGAAGUCCCUUUGGGUAUCAAAGCAGUCGUGCAGGCGAUCUACGAGCCUCCGCAAGUGGAUGAGGUCGACGGUAUUACACUUAAUGAAUGGACAAAUGAAGCAGAAAUAGACGAGGUUGCUCGGCUGUGUGGAUUACAGAGAGUCGGCGUGAUUUUUACUGACCUACUGGAUACUGGAAAAGGGGAUGGGUCGGUUAUCUGCAAACGCCACGUUGAUUCAUACUAUCUAUCAUCACUGGAAAUAGUGUUUGCUUCACGACAACAGGCCCAGCAUCCGAAGGCGACAAAAUGGAGUGAGACAGGACGCUUCGGGUCAAACUUUGUCACCUGUGUUUUGAGCGGUGACGAGAACGGAGCCAUCGCUGUCAGUUCAUACCAAGCAUCAAACUCUGCCGUGGAGAUGGUAAGAGCGGACAUCAUUGAAGCCUCGGCCGAUCCGUCCGUCAUGCUUGUCCAGUCCGAGGAAGAUGACGAUCUAGGUAGCAAGCUACGAUAUAUCCCCGAAGUCUUUUACCGCAGAAUCAAUGAGUAUGGCGCCAACGUUCAGGAGAACGCGAAACCCAGUUUUCCUGUGGAAUAUCUUUUGGUUACACUGACACACGGAUUUCCCACGGAAGAGUCUCCUACCUUUGUGGACAGUACAUUCCCAAUAGAGAACCGAGAAGUUAUUGGCGAGAGCCAGGAACUACGAACAUUGGCGCGACAGUUGGUGGCCCACGGUGACCCGAACAAGGCCAUUCGCGCAGUGUCCGACUUUCAUCUUCUUGCUUUCCUUCGAGGAUUGGGAACGUUCAACGCGGAAGAGGAAAAACUUCUUUACCGCGUGGCUACCACUCAUGACCCUGCGGAAGGCAUGCAACUCGUGAACACUAGUGGAUGGGCAACCCUUGUCGCAAUUCUUCAGGAGAGUGCCAACUGGUACGACCACUCGCGUGAUCUCCUCCACAUGAUCAACCAUUUUCGCGACGAGAUGCCUCGUCCCUUAAUCGGGGUGGCACAUAGCAUGGGUUGCGCCCAACUCGUAAACCUGUCGAUAAUCCAUCCGCGCCUCCUCUCAACGCUUAUCCUCUUCGAACCCGUGAUCCUCGAGGCCUCCUUUGGGGGCCCCAACCCGGGAUUCCACUCCAGUCUCCGCCGGGACAUCUGGCCCAGUGCGGAUCAGGCCAAACAGUCUUUAUCGAAAGGGUUGAAGAGAUGGGACCCUCGAGCACGCGAAAGAUACCUCAAAUAUGCGCUUCGCAACGUCCCGACUGCUCUUUACCAUCCUUCAGAUCCCAAUGUCGGCCCGCAAGCCGUGACAUUAACGACGACAAAACAUCAGGAGGCAUGGAGUUAUUUUACACCGAAUCUUGAACCGGAACACAUGGACCGGUUAUUGCUACCGGAUUGGGAUGUUGAGAAGGAACGACCGUAUCUCUUCUCUCGACCAGAGUGCUGGUCGGCGAUGAGAAAUUUGCCAUUCCUGCGGCCAAGUCUGCUAUGGGUUUUUGGUGGGAAGAGUUUUCUUUCUUUGCCCGAGGCUCAAGAGGCGAAGAUGCGUGUUACGGGGACCGGGGUGGGCGGCAGUGGAGGGGCUUAG
Messenger RNA from Talaromyces amestolkiae, 2487 nucleotides. RefSeq lists its product as uncharacterized. The coding region runs from base 1 to 2487 and encodes 828 amino acids. Gene Ontology annotation, biological process: ubiquitin-dependent protein catabolic process. Lineage: Eukaryota; Fungi; Ascomycota; Eurotiomycetes; Eurotiales; Trichocomaceae. The record is from RefSeq and is a predicted model, not a curated record. Gene Ontology annotation, cellular component: nucleus. The transcript is spliced from 6 exons. Gene Ontology annotation, molecular function: ubiquitin binding; ubiquitin protein ligase binding.